Hippocampus zosterae (dwarf seahorse) is the source of this 2529-nucleotide messenger RNA. Its product is annotated as P2Y purinoceptor 3. Gene Ontology annotation, cellular component: membrane. Gene Ontology annotation, molecular function: G protein-coupled receptor activity; oxysterol binding. The coding region runs from base 395 to 1567 and encodes 390 amino acids. Gene Ontology annotation, biological process: G protein-coupled receptor signaling pathway. NCBI's taxonomy places the organism in Eukaryota, Metazoa, Chordata, Actinopteri, Syngnathiformes, Syngnathidae. The transcript is spliced from 2 exons. The record is from RefSeq and is a predicted model, not a curated record.
UAUUUUUUUUGGGGGGAAAAAAAAACAACUCCAAUUUAAAAUAAUGCAGCAGUUGUGAGAAAUCAUCUUCGCAGGCCGUGUCGGACCCCCUGAUGGCCCCCUUAUGGCCCACGGGCCGUAUGUUUGACACCGGGCUGCAAAAUGAGAGUGAGGCCGGGCUCUCUGUCUUUGUCUCGCUCUCUCGUGCGCGCAGGUGGUCAACUGGUGAUGACACGGCGAGGGCUCGAGGGAGGGGCUGUGUCGCCAUGGCAACGUGCGAAGAAGACGACAAGAAGAGGAAGGUGCGAACGUCUUUAAGCCCGUGAGCGCUUGCACGUCUUCUUUUGUUGUUUGUUUGACUUUUGGAUUAUUUGCCGCCCUCUUGGGACUCUUGCCAUGGGGCCGAGUUUGCCAUAUGGAGUCGUCGCGGGCCGUGUGCAGUGAUGCAGGUGAGCGUUGGCCGAUGACGAGGAGUACGACGGUGACGAGGGCGAGGGUUCCUGCGGCGGCCAUGACGCAGACGGGCGGAUACAACGGCAGCUCGCCGCUGUGCAGCAUCGACGAGUCGUACAAGUACAUCUUCCUGCCCACCUGUUACUCGUUCACGUUCGUCUUCAGCCUAUCCCUCAACGCCGUGGUCCUGUUGCGCUCCUUCCGCCGCACCAAGCGCUGGAACGCGUCGCUCAUCUACAUGGUCAACCUGGCCUCCACCGACUUCAUGUACGGUCUCUCGCUGCCCUUCCUGGUGGCCAGCUACGUCAUGCGCGACCGCUGGGUCUUCGGGGACUUCAUGUGCCGCCUGGUGCGCUUCCUCUUCUACUUCAACCUCUACUGCUCCAUCUUCUUCCUCACCUGCAUCUCGGUGCACCGCUACCUGGGAAUCUGCCACCCCAUGCGGGUCAUCGCCCUGGAGACCAAGAAAGCCGUGAAGUGCACAUGUGUGCUGGUGUGGGCGGUGGUCUUCGCCCUCACCUGCCCCAUCUUCCGCUUCGCCCGCACGGCCCGCGCCGCCGGAGGCGUCGACAACUGUUGGGACGACGCCAUCGACAGAGAUUUCUCCGACUACGUGCCGUACGGGGUGGUCCUGCACAUGCUGGGCUUCUUCGUGCCCUUCUCCGUCAUCGCCUGGUGCUACUCACGAGUGGUGCUCACCAUCUUCAAGACUCUGCCUUCUCGCCCUCGCGACGGAAGGGAGUGCGCCGCCGGCGUCUCCGUCUUCCUGGGCGCCGAUUCAACGUACGCCGGCCGCAGGCGCAAGUCCAUCCGCACCAUCGUCACCAUCACCCUACUCUUCGCUCUGUGCUUCUUCCCCUUCCAUGUAACCCGCACCGUCUUCCUGCUGCUCAAGGUGAGCAAGGGAGUCCAUUGCCAAACCAUGACCACCGUGUCGAUGUGCUACAAGAUCACGCGGCCCUUAGCGUCCUUCAACGCCUGGCUCAAUGCCCUCCUCUAUUUCCUCACCAAAGACAAGGGCGGAUGCUGCCCGCCGCCGGCCCCCGCCACCACCGGGCCACUGUUGCCUCUGAGGAUGCUGGCGAAAGGAGAUGAGCACGUCCACCGGCAUGGCAAAAGUCCUUUACUGACCUAAUGGAAAGAAGAAGUCGUCUUCUUUUGAAAUCCCGCUAACAGACUUGAUUUGAUUCAUAUUAAUCAUGUUCUAAUCAUCGAGAAAGAAUGGCUUCGGUGAAAUGGUUGAGUGACACACGAGAAUUAAAUAAAUGAUCAGAAUAUGCAGCAAUGACCAUAUUUUUUUUUUUAUAUAUAAACCUGACCUGUGUCUGGUGGAUGCAAUGAGUGAAGUUCGUUCUUUGGUGUUUUUAUUUCAUACGGGGAUCCUAGAAUGAAACGCGCUGCUAACAGUGUUUUCAGUGGGGGUGGUGGGGUGUCAGCAACAGUGGCAGCGUAAAAUGGCUGCCCUGGUUGUGUCGUCAGCGCUUUACACUGUAUCUGGCGACCUCUCGUGGAAGAUUGGUGGACUUGCAAGGAGAGGUGGCAGUCAGUCUUCACUUGUUUGUGGGAUUUGGACAAAUACAAUAGUCAUCAUUUUAAUCCUGCUUUUAAGUAUGAGUUGACUUGUUCGUUCAGGGGGAAACUGAAAAUUACGUGCCUGUCAUAUACGGGCCCCUAUAGCAGAGGGAGACACCGAGGCGCCAAAGUCAAACGUCAACUUAGCACCGCAUCGAUUCGACUGUCAUGCACCCCACCGCGAACUCGAAUAAGAUAAAACGCCCAGAUGAAUAUUACACAAAAAUGAAUAUAAAUUAAUCUAGCGUUUUUAAUUCCAAAGGGACGUUGUGUGUUUUUGUGGCCAUAUUUUGCCAAAGGUGGAGAGUCUUUACAUGCCCGUGACAGGUUGUUUUUUUUAUUUUGGUGGUGGGCUGGGGGUGGGGGCAAGUGACGAAUAAAGAACCAAACAUGGCGCCAUUUUCAAAUGGGUCACCGACGCACAAUCCCAAACUUCCGUCUUCUAUUUCGCCUCUUUUUCUUCUUUCACCCACCGGGGGACACGCCGCCAAGGUAAGAUACGUGUCCGGUCUUAUUUAACCUCUC